CUGUGCUGUUUUCAAAGGAUUGUGGCACCAACGGCACAAAGCCUCCCCCCCCACGUCAGCCCCCGUUGCGAGAGUGGAUAUCUGCUUUAGCACAGUGAAGGAGUCGGCGUGCCGUCGCUGCCAUGGACAAGCGCUGCACAGACUGCCGCGAACCCCGUGCUGCCCAGAGCCUUUGCACGCUCUGCAACAAGCGCCUGUGCUACCAGUGCACCAGCAUGCACCAGGACCACACCCUGGCCGGCCCCUCUGCAUCCCCCGGGCCCCCACUGCUGCCUGAGGCAGGCAGGAGGCGUGCUUACAUGGGCCCCGGCUGCUGGUCCACCAGCACCCUGCACUGUCACUACCACAGGCAGGAGCCGCUGGACCUCUUCUGCGAGACCUGUGACCUCCUGUCCUGCAGCAGCUGCCACCUCUUCACCCACAAAGACCACAGGCUGAUUCAUGUGGGAAAAGCUCUUCAGGAGCAGCACUGGCUCUUUGAGAACCUGAUGGCCCAAGUGGAGGACAAGCGGUUGGUGGUGGGGGACAUCGCCAAGCAGAUGGAAGCCAGGUUACAUUCCAUAAAGAACAUGCAGAGGAAAGCAGAGAAUCAGAUUAAAAUGGCGAAGAUGAUCAUGAUGAAUGAGCUCACCAAACGUGCCAACCUGUUAAUAGAGCAGUUGGAGAAGAUCUCCAGUGAGGUCCGGCAGAACCUCGAGAACCAGCUGCAGGGGGUGAUGGAACUGUGUGCCCAGCUGGGUCAGGCGCAGAACUUCAUAUGCUGGGCUACACUGCACAACAGGAGGAACCCGCUUCUGUUUAGCAAGGAACUGAUCACUUACCAGAUGCAGUGCUUGCUGGUGUCCCAGCUUUAUUCUGACCUGGCUCCCCCUGUGAAGAUCAAAUUCAACUGGGACGCCAGCUUCUGGACCAGGCAGAUUUCCACCUUAGGUCAGGUGACCACUGAGGGAGGAAGUGGUCCUCACUGUGAAGGUGGCGGCUGCCCGAGCGUCCUGAAGCCCCAGCCGAUCCCCUGCGCUGCUGCUCCGCUGUCCCUGUGCCGCAGUGCUUUGGAGCAGGGCUGCAGCUUCCGGCCCCAGCUGUGCUGCGCUCACUGUGCUACUCCCCCUAAGUCAGACAGACUCCACCCUGACCUGCUGAUAGGCCACACACGGGCUCCAGGCCUGGGCCAGGGGUCGCUGUGUCACCCCUUAAGCAGCUAUCCCGAGAAGAGUCUGCAGCGAGCUCAGCCAGUGCAACCAAAGUCCGUCUUGAAGCCCGUGACACGACUGGAGGAUAAACGGCCAGAACAAAACCUUCGUGGUCCCAAGUGCAUCCGGGCUGCCCAGUCGCUGCCAUCGCUGCACCAGGGCGACCAGCUGGCCGGGCACCUGGAUCCCCAUAGCGGUCUGGUGCCUGUCGCCCAUCCGCGGCCACUCCCUGCGCAGCCCUUUGCGCAGGCGCUGCUGCCCACUGUGGACGCCUACUACCUAGGCUUUAGCCACUCGCUGCCCAGGCAGCCAGCACCUGCGCAGUCGAGCCUUCCCAUCACGUUGCACUACUCCUCAGAGCCCAAUAGGUCUGCGCAGCUUUCCCCCGGUCCCGAAAGGCAGCAGGGGCGGCCAGCCGCCGUCUGGAGCAAGCUAGAACCGGCCCCCAAGCAGGUACAGCUGGCUGCAGACUGGAGCGGGUCGCUGCCGGAACGACGGGUCACACUCACAUGCGCGGAGCAUAGUUCAGCUGAUGCAGGCGAGCAGCAGCUGGCCGGGCAUUGCAGCAGGACGGAAGGCAGCACGCAGCAGCUGCCAGUGGCUGCAGGUCUGAGCCCAGCAGGCAUGGUCAACCACCAGAACCAGGCAGCCACCACUCAGGGCACCGCAGAUCCUGCCAACGCAGCCACCCCGCCGACCGCAGCUUGUGCAGGAACCAACCAGGACGUGCAGGGGAAGCAUGCGACUGCGCAGCUUCAGCAGAGGAAGGAGCAGGCAGCCUCCCCAGGGCCAGGGAGCAGCCCGGAGCGGCAGGGUAGACGGCAGCCAGCGGAGACAGAGCAGCGACGGCUUGACGGUGGUGAUCAGAGGAAAUCCACUCCUCCCAGGAUGUUGGAGCCAGACCACGAUCUUCCCAGAGCAUCGCUGCAGGGUGCAAGACCUGGAUCCCGAGGGGCCCCAGAGGAAUGGGCGGCGCCACUGAGCAGCCCUCCAGGGGGUGACUCUGCAGGGUCCACCCUCAGCUUAGCAACAGUCUCCAAGGAGCGGGGACAGGCCGCUCGCCAGGGUGACCGCAGUUCGCCACACGUGCAGAGCCCGCUGUCAAAUGCUGCGGUGAGCCUGAGCCGCAGCAACAGCGCAUCUCUACUCUGUGUAUCCCCUGUGACCGCUUGUAAGACAGAGCCAGAUAUUUGCCCUUAUGAAGAAAUUAAUUCUGGUGAUAAAGACAGUUCUUCUACGUCAAGGAAAGAGCCAUCAAGAAAGGGCCAAGCGGUGAUCAAGAUUCCAGGGAGCUCUAGAGUUCCAGUCGUACGUCUGGAACGACUGAAGAUACGAGUAAAGCCAGGGUUUUUAUCAAAGCCACCAGUAGAUGUAGAAAUCGGACCUGGUGCCGACCCAGCAUUGAAAAGAGAGCUCGCAACCACUGAAGAUCCACGGCAGAGUUUAUCCUCCAAGGAGCAGGCUGCUGUUCUUUGUUGGUCACCUUUGAACUCUGAGCCCUUUGAACAAAUAUCAGCUGACAUCCAACCAUCAUUCAGCCCUGAUGCUGAUGUGCAGUCCUCUGUCCGGCUGAGAUCAGAGGAGCUGCUGUCAGCCCUUACAAACAGCACUAGAGCCGAACCUGAAUCGGAUCCUGGUCCACCCGCUGAAUUGGACCAAAGAUCUGAGUCUGAACCAAGAUCUGAGUCGGAACCAAGAUCUGAGUCUGAACCAAGAUCUGAGUCGGAACCAAGAUCUGAGUCGGAACCAAGAUCUGAAUCUGAUCCGGCAUCAGAAUCUGAGCCAGAUUUGGAUUUAGAGUUAGAUGUGGAAUCUGAGGCAGAUUCAGAGUCAGAGCAACAGCCAGAAUCAGAUCCAGGUUUAGAAUCGGAUUCACCGCUUGAAUCAGAUUCUGACCUGGAAUCAGAACAGCAGCCAGAUUCAGAGAUAUCUGCGGAAUCGGAGCCAGAAUUUGAAUCGCACCUGGAAUCAGAUCAGGACUCGAAUUCAGAUGGCGAUCAUAUAACAGAGAUAAUUGCAGAGUCAGAUCCGGAUCCAGGAGGCCUGUGUGUGCACGGUGCUAGUCCCCACAAACUGGCUGAAGCUGUGCUGUUGGAGAGCGACCAUCGCGAGGAAACUGUAGAGAUGGAGAACGAGGACUUUUGUGCCGUGUGUCUGAACGGGGGUGACCUGCUCUGCUGUGACCGCUGUCCCAAGGUGUUCCACCUCUCCUGCCACAUCCCACCUCUCCUCAGCUUCCCCAUGGGGGACUGGGUGUGCACGCUAUGCCGGGACAUCCAGGAGCCGGAGAUGGAGUAUGACUGUGAGAACAUACGCCACGCCGCACAGAAUGCUGGGAAGGCCAUGCUGUACGGCCUGUCCCCCUGUGACCAGAGGAAAUGCGAGAAGCUGACGAUGUCCAUCGCCUGCAACAUCCUCAGUGCCCCCUUCCACGAGCCGGUCAGUCCACUGGCGCGCCAUUACUACCAGAUAAUCAGGAAACCCAUGGACCUGUCAGUGAUCAGGAGUAAGCUGAAUAAGAGGAACCCGCUGCACUACUGCACACCAGAGGAGUUUGUGGCCGAUGUCUUCCUGAUGUUCCGCAAUUGCGGCAAGUUCAAUUAUCCAGACUCCGAGGUGGCCCACGCUGGCCGCAGUCUAGAGGCCUUCUUCAGCGCCAAGCUGCAGGACGUCUUUCCCGAUAGGGUCUUUCCCGUGCUGGAGGACGACUCGGACAGUGAGGACUAUGAUGAGGCCUACCGGGCCGGCGUGGCCGGCUUCCUGUGGCCAGAGAGGAAGGAGCAGAGCCACCGAAAGAGGAAGAGGAGGCACUCGGCCCACUGGAGGAGACAGCACCUUUAACAGGGGUCAUGUGACCAGCCCUCUGCCAGUCCAUGUGACUACAUGAUCUUCCUCAACAAGCUAUUGCAAUAUUUCAGGCGUAUUUAUUAAGAGACGAAUUACUCAGUUUCCUUUAUCAAUAUCACUCUUAGAAAGCUGACCUUACAUCUGUCCUAGAAUAUAGUCUCAUAUCAUGUUACUUCAGGUCUCUCUCUCUCUCUCUCUCUCUCUCU
Molecule: messenger RNA, 4243 nt
Organism: Paramormyrops kingsleyae
Lineage: Eukaryota; Metazoa; Chordata; Actinopteri; Osteoglossiformes; Mormyridae
Product: tripartite motif-containing protein 66-like
Cellular component (GO): chromatin
Molecular function (GO): protein binding; zinc ion binding
Source: RefSeq, a predicted model, not a curated record